CUGAGAUAUCCCAACAGCUUUCCUUGACUUGAUCUCCUUCUCUCCAUUUCUACUCCUCAGAGACUUUGACUCACCUCUACCCAACAAUGGUUGACUGUGGUCCAUCCUGCGCUGUCCCAUCCUGUGCUUCCACUCCCACUGUUGGAUUUGGAUCAGCAGGAGGUCUUGGUUAUGGGUAUGGAGGUCUCGGCUACGGAUAUGGAGGUCUCGGCUACGGUUAUGGAGGUGCUGAAAGAGCAACCAACCUCGGAGUCCUGGCAGGAGUUGCUCCAUCAUGCGUCAACCAGAUCCCACCAGCAGAGAUUGUGAUCCAGCCACCUCCUUCCGUCCUGACCAUUCCAGGGCCCAUCCUCUCUGCCAGCUGUGAGCCCGUGUCUGUUGGAGGCAACACUCCAUGUGCUGUUGGUGGUUCUGGGUUGGUAGGAGGCUAUGGUUAUGGCGGGUGGGGCCAUGGAGAUGGCUUCCUUGGAAGCUCUUGGGGCUAUGGUCUGAGGAGGGGUGGCCUCUUUGGAAGGAGGGCUCUGCAGGGGCGUCGUGGCAGCGUGUGCUAUUAGGCCUAUUGAACUUGUGAAGAAAAUCUGUGUGAUGAUGAUUUGAAUGACCCUGAAUGGGUGAAGACCAUGCCUAUCCAUUAUUGAGUGUCUCACCAUGGAUUCUGGAAAAUCUGAGUUUCUGGGACCGUCAUCUAAGCCAACAGCAUUUGCAUGAGUCUCUGCCAUCUUUCCUUUCU
Molecule: messenger RNA, 730 nt
Organism: Lacerta agilis (Sand lizard)
Lineage: Eukaryota; Metazoa; Chordata; Lepidosauria; Squamata; Lacertidae
Product: cuticle protein 65-like
Exons: 2
Coding region: 87-554 (155 amino acids)
Cellular component (GO): intermediate filament
Molecular function (GO): structural constituent of cytoskeleton
Source: RefSeq, a predicted model, not a curated record